Molecule: messenger RNA, 1464 nt
Organism: Zea mays
Lineage: Eukaryota; Viridiplantae; Streptophyta; Magnoliopsida; Poales; Poaceae
Exons: 3
Coding region: 444-1226 (260 amino acids)
Molecular function (GO): zinc ion binding
Source: RefSeq, marked provisional
CCCUCGCCUCUUCUCUUUUGUUUUACCUGCUGCGGAAUGCGGUCCACGACUAUGGAUCUUCGAGAGAUUACUUAAAAAAACACACACACACAAAUCUUGCAGCAGCCUCCACACCUGGGAUUCUCCUCCAUAGCGUGUGCCGUCAGCCGUGUACUACUGGCCUCCACGGCUCCACCCGCCUUUGGUUGGAUUCCUGUUGCCGCUUCCUCCUCCCGUGAUCGGCCGCAUUGCGCUGAGGGAUUCUCGUUCGCUUUUUCCCGACGCCGCCUGCGGCAGCGGUACUAUUUACUGCUCCGCUCUUUCGGCGGUUUCUUCGUCUGCUGCCUUCCCAGUUUGCUAGCUCUUAUCCGGAAUGGAUGCCGGAGCGGGGGGAGCUAUAUGAGUGAUUCCUUCUCCUUCCCGUCUCUUGGAUUGCCUCCGUUUUGGUUCUUUGGUGGGCGGCCAUGGCGAACGGCGGCGAGCAAUCGGCGAUCACGGCGGCCGUGGAGCGGGGCCGCGUGAGCGGCGUCUCCCGGCGGCUCGCGGGGGAGGAGAGCUCCGACAACGACGACGAGGGGAGCCAGCGCUUCUCGGACGCCGAGGAUCGGUCCUGGCACUCUCACUCGCGCCAAGGCUCCGCCUUGGAGUUGGAGGACUGUAUCUCCACGUCCGCGCCCAUCAGCCGCGACGCCGGCGCCGCCAGUGCCGGCGGCGGGGACACGGCCACGGCCACGGCCACGGCCGAGCGCGCCAGGAAGUCGGGCGUGUCGGAGUGCUCGCUGGACGGCGUCGUCGACCUGGAGGCCGGGCUGGCUGAGAUCGUCAAGGCCAGCCCGGACAAGGCCGAGAGGAACUGCCGCAUCUGCCACCUCGGCCUCGACAGCGCCUCCGCCGAGUCCGGCGCCGGCAUCGUGCUCGGCUGCUCCUGCAAGGACGACCUCUCGCGUGCCCACAAGCAGUGCGCCGAGACCUGGUUCAAGAUCAGAGGCAACAAGAUCUGCGAAAUCUGUGGCUCAACCGCAUGCAACGUGGCAGGUUUCUGUGAUGCGGAGUUCAUCGAGCAGUGGAAUGAAUCAAGCAACACUGCAUCUGCCCAGGCAACAGCCACUGAGCCUCGUAGAUUUUGGCAAGGGCACCGGUUCCUCAACUUCCUCCUCGCUUGCAUGAGGAAGCAUGGGGAAGUUUCAGAAUUCAAACUGGCUGAGCAUGAGAAAACAACUGGAGAUGGACAAGAGUUGCUUUGGUGAAAUGAAGGGUAGUGUUAAUUCUGCAGGGAGGAAGGGGAAAGCUGGCAAUUCUGUAAAUAUUGGUUGAGUGGUGGUGAAUGAGGAGUGGAACUUAUUUUCGAUUGCGUCAUGCUUCCAUGAUUUAUUGAUUUGUGUACCUUCUGGUUAAGUAGAUUAUUAGAUAUUCUUGUCUUCUAGCUUAGUUGGUUAUAUUCUUUGUGGUGGAAUACAUCUAUCCAGGUCGGACAUUAGCUUGUUU